This is a messenger RNA of Sitodiplosis mosellana (orange wheat blossom midge), 1969 nucleotides long. Its product is annotated as SET and MYND domain-containing protein 4-like. The transcript has 2 exons. The record is from RefSeq and is a predicted model, not a curated record. NCBI's taxonomy places the organism in Eukaryota, Metazoa, Arthropoda, Insecta, Diptera, Cecidomyiidae. Gene Ontology annotation, molecular function: protein binding. The coding region runs from base 113 to 1765 and encodes 550 amino acids.
CAGAGUCCAAAGCUGACUUUCAUUUUUUGUGCGUAUUUUACAGUCGCAAUAAACUCCAUUUCGAAUUUGACAUUUUUUACACGCCAAUCCAGAACCUUCGAGAAAUUACAGAAUGUUGUGGAAAAAGGAGACUAACAGAAAUGAUCCAAUCUAUGUGGACAUUUUUGCAUUGAAUGGUGGACUAGCAUCAUUGGGUAUUGUUCCUCAUCAUGCUCGAUGUGAAGAUACGGACACCACUUUCAAUAAAAACGAUGCGGUGUCAUUGCAAAAGCGGAAUGAGGGAAACGAACACUUCAAACAAGGCAAAUUGUUGCAUGCGAUAGAAUUUUAUGGCGAAAGUCUCUGUUAUGCUGAAAAUGGUUCGAAAAACAUCAGUUUGGCGUAUGCAAAUCGAUCGACUUGCUUUUUGAAGUUGAAACGAUAUGAAGAAUGUCUCACCGAUAUCGAAAUGGCCAAACAAGCCGGCUAUCCAGCGGAUUUGAUGCCCAAGUUGGAGCGACGCAAAGAGGAAUGUUUGAAGGGUAUUGGAGAAGGUGAAAAGUCUAUGCAAUUCGAAUCGAAGUUGAGCUUUGAACCAGACAAAUAUUUUCCAUGUUUGGCAAACGUGCUCGAAAUUGAUGUAGACGAUGAUGGUGAUCUAGCGAUCUUCGCCAAAGAAGACAUUGACGUAGGUCAAAUCGUAGCAGUGGAAAAAAUGUUCAUGGGAUAUAUUUACUCAUGGCAUGGUUUGGCAUGUAACAUUUGCUUGAAAACGAACGCUAAUCUUAUGCCCUGCAUGAAAUGCAAUGUGGCGAUGUUCUGCAGCGAAGAAUGUCAAGCUCAUCAGCUGCACAAAUUCGAGUGUGGUUUGAAGGCAUGCAAAUGUGAUCUGACAAACAACAACAUAAUGCGUGUUGUUAGAAGUUUCCUGCUGAUAGUCGACAGUUUUGAGAGUGCUGAUGAGCUGAUGACAUUUGUGGAGCAAGCCAUUUCAAGUGAUCGAAACCAAAUGCCAUCGAAUUUAUCGGAUGCGAAAUCACAGUAUGAAGCAUUUCUGAAGCUACCUAUUGGUUCACAGUCUUCCCUGCCGAAAGAUGUUUUAUGUAUCAUAUUCGAAGCUCACAAAUUGCUAUUCAGCAUUCCAAAGAUCCAUUCCAUGUUCACAGCCGAAAAGCAUCGCCGCUUCUUGAUGCAUCUAAUGAGUCAUCACUAUCAGAUUUUGGAUCUAAAUUCGAUAGUUCAUUCUUUGAAAUUAUGUUCCGAUGAUCAAGACGAAGAGACAAGUAAUGGAAAUGGCCACGACAGCGUGAAAUGGGCGAGUAGUCAGAUCGGAAUGGUUUCUCGGUAUGUGAAAAACUCUUGUGCGCCAAAUGUGCAUGAGACUACAUCAAAUGGCAACACCGUCAUCGUUACUGUUCGACCCAUCAAGAAAGGACAACAACUUUCAAAUGCGCUUCUCCUGCAGCUUCUAACGCAAUCCAAAAAGGAACGAAAGCAAGUUUUGUGGCGUGAACGGAAAAUGAAAUGCAAAUGCGUCCGAUGCAAAGGUCUUAUCGCAUCAACCGUGCAGCGUGAGAUAAUUCUAGCCGAUCCAGAUUUUCAGUUCAUUUCUUCUGACUGGUCUGAUGAUUCGAGCGAAGGAUUUGAUGUGGCAAUACAGGCAAGAUUCGAGAAAUGCAAGUCUUUGUUGCGCAGAUAUGGUCAAUUUCCAUGGUGCGAAGAAUUCGGUGAGAUAGUAGAACUCUUCAUUCGCCUUAUUUGCAUUCAACAACAGCAAAAAUCUUAACAACUGACGUUCAAACGAUCAAAUUAUUCCAUUGAUACUUAUAUACAAAAUUAAUCCAUACAGACUGUAUCAGUAUCUACAUUAAAUUUGCAUUUUCUUAAUUAUUCAUGAUUUUAGAAUACGCACAUAUGCUAUAUAAGGCACUUUGUUGAACCAGAAACAAUUUUAUGUGACAAAUAAAAUAAAGCCAUAUUUUGAUAUAAA